AUGCUCUGUUACGCCAUAGUCCUCGCCUUCAUAGGCCUGGACAUGUCCAUCGUCUCCACCGCCAUCCCCUCAAUCACAGACGAGUUCCACACCGUCACCGACGUCGGCUACUUCGCCGUCAUGUUCGGGAACAUUCACACCCUUUUCCCUGUAAGGCCGGUGUUGAUGGGAUGCAUCGUUCUGUUUAUGCUUGGUUCGCUGAUGGGCGCCACCGCGCCGUCCUCCAUGGUCUAUGUUGUGAGCCGCGCUGUGUGUGGGAUGGCUACAGCGGGUAUCGCGCAGGGGUGUUUCUACAUGCUGGUGCAUAUUGUGCCGCUGCGCAAGAGGCCUGUUAUUGUCGGCAAUUUGAAUGGUGUCGAGGCAUUGGCCAAUAUUUCUUCGCCUUCUGUGUGGUGCUUCGCCUUCUGUAGGUGGGCUCAUUGUCGGCAGCGUGUCAUGGCAAUGGCCGUCGUGGUUUUUGCGCUCAAGAUCGACCUGAAGAACCGCUCGGCCCUGCUCCUCCGGCAGGAGCUUGUCGAGCUUGAUUUGGUCGGCAACUUACUCUUCAUCCCGUCGCUGAUAUGCCUCUUCCUUGCACUUUCGUGGGCCGGCACGAAAUAUCCCUGGGACAGUGGGACCAAGCGCCGGGGAGACGAGGCCACCCUCCCUCCCCGAAUAUUAGCCAACCGGUCCGUCCUGGCUGGCUUUAUCUUUGCGGUGUGUACGAAUGCAGCCAUCAACGUGUUUAAGUGGUUUUGUUUUUAA
Messenger RNA from Diaporthe batatas, 744 nucleotides. RefSeq lists its product as uncharacterized. The transcript has 4 exons. NCBI's taxonomy places the organism in Eukaryota, Fungi, Ascomycota, Sordariomycetes, Diaporthales, Diaporthaceae. Bases 1 to 744 code for a protein of 247 amino acids. Gene Ontology annotation, biological process: transmembrane transport. Gene Ontology annotation, molecular function: transmembrane transporter activity. The record is from RefSeq and is a predicted model, not a curated record.